AUGAGGGCAGGCCGAAAGGUCUGCCAAGCGGCUGGGUACUGCGGGCAUGCGGGCGGGCCGGAAGGUCUUACGAAAGCAGGCUCGUACUGCGGGCAGGCAGGGCGGGCCGAGAGGGUCCUGGCCAAGCCGUCCUGGUACUGCGGGCAGGCUGUGCGGGCCGAAAGGUCUGCCCAGCCUGGCCCUGGUACUGCUGGCAGGCGGGCCGGGCGGAAAGUCUGCCAAGCCGGCCUGGUACCGGCGGGGCAGGCGGCAGGCCGGAAAGGUCGGCCAAGGCCGGCCGGUUACUGGCGGGCAGGCGGGCGGGCCGGAAGGUCAGCCGAAGCAGGCCUGGUACUGCGGGCAGGCGGGAGGGCCGAAAAGGUUCAAGCCACGGCCCCUGGUAACUGCGGGGGAGGGCGGGCCGGAAAGGUCAGCCAAAGCCGGCCUGGUACUGGGGCAGGGAAAGGGCGGGCCCAAAAGGGUCGCCAAAGCCAAGGGCCUGGUAACUGCGGGCAGGCGGGGGGCCGGCCCAAAGGUCUGCCAAGCAGGCCUGGUACUGCGGUGGGCAGGCGGGGCGGGGCCGGAGGGUCUGCCACAAAACCAAGGCCUGGUACUGCGGGCAGGCGGGCGGGCCGAAAAGGUCUGCCAAACGGCCUGGUACUGCAAAGGGCAGGCAGGCGGGCCGGAAAGGCUGCCGAAGCAGGCCCGAUACUGCGGGCAGGUGGGCGGGCCGAUAGGUCUGCUAAGCCGGCCUGGUACUGCGGGCAGGCGGGCGGGCUGGAAGGUCUGCCGAAGCAGGCCCGGUACUGCGGGCAGGCGGGCCGGCCGAUAGGUUCUGCUAAGCCGGCUGGUACUGCGGGGCAGGCAGGCGGGCGGGAAGGGUCUACGAAGCAUGCCUGGGUUACUCGGGCAGGCGGGCGGGCCGAAAGGUCUGCCAAGCAAGCCUGGUACUGCGGGCAGGCGGGCGGGACGGAAGGUCUGCCGAAGCAGGCCCGAUACUGCGGGCAGGCGGGCGGGCCGAUAGGUCUGCUAAGCCGGCCUGGUACUGCGGGCAGGCAGGCGGGCCGGAAGGUCUACCGAAGCAUGCCUGGUACUGCGGGCAGGCGGGCGGGCCGAAAGUCUGCCAAGCAAGCCUGGUACUGCGGGCAGGCGGGCGGGACGGAAGGUCUUCCAAGCAGGCCCGGCGGCGGGACGGAAGGUUACUUCCAAGCAGUGCCCGGUACUGACGGGCAGGCAGGCGGGGGGCCGGAAGGUCUGCACCGAAGCAGGCUGGUUUGGGCAGGGGGCGGGCCGAAAGGUCUGCGAAGCAGGCCUGGUACUGCGGGCAGUCAGGCGGGCCGGAAGGUCUACCGAAGCAGGCCUGGUACUGCAGGCAGGCAGGCGGGCCGAAAGGUCUGCCAAGCAAGCCUGGUAUGCGGGCAGGGCAAGGCGGGACCUAAGGUAUACCGAAGCGCCCUGGUAAAGUGGCAGGCAGGAGGGCCGAAAGGUCUGGGGCCAAAGGCAAGGCCUGGUACUGCGUGGCAGGCAGGCGGGCCGGACAGGUCUACGAAGCAGGCCUGGUACCUGCGCAGGCAGGCGGGAGGGCUGAAAGGUCUGCCAAGCAUGCCUGGUACUGCGGGCAGGCAGGCGGGCCGGAAGGUCUACCGAAGCAGGCCUGGUACUGCGGGCAGGCAGGCGGGCCGGAAGGUCUGCCGAAGCAGGCCUGGUAACUGCGUGGGCAAGGCAGGUGGGCCGAGAAAGGUCUGCCAAGCAGGACCUGGUACUUGCUGCGGGCAGGCAGGCGGGCCGGAAGGUCAUACCGAAGCAGGCCCUGUACUGCGGGCAGGCGGGCGUGGGCUGGAAAGGUCCUGCCAAACAAGCCUGGUACGGGGCCGGCAGGCGGUUGGGGGGGACGGAAGGUCUGCCAAGCAGGCCUGGUACUGCGGGCAGGCAGGCGGGCCGGAAGGUCUGCCCAGCAGGCCUGUUGCGGGCCAAGACCUUGGUGGGGGCAGGGCCAGGGGGCCGGAAAGGGUCCGAAAGGUUGCCAAGCAGGCCUGGUCUACCGAAGCAGGCCCGGUGCAGGUAGGCGGGCGGGCCGGAAGGUCUGCCCAGCAGGCCUGUUGCGGGCAGACUUGGUGUGGGCAGGCGGGCGGGCCGGAAGGUCUGCCCAGCAGGCCUGUUGCGGGCAGACUUGGUGUGGGCAGGCGGGCUGGCCGGAAGGUCUGCCCAGCAGGCCUGUUGCGGGCAGACUUGGUGUGGGCAGGCGGGCGGGCCGGAAGGUCUGCCCAGCAGGCCUGCCUAAGCUUGGGGCAGGGACUUGGUGUGGGCAGGCGGGCUGGCCGGAAGGUCUGCCCAGCAGGUCUGUUGCGGGCAGACUUGGUGUGGGCAGGCGUGCGGGCCAGGAGGUCUGCCAAGCAGGCCCGGUAUAGGUAG
Messenger RNA from Macrobrachium nipponense, 2391 nucleotides. RefSeq names its product collagen, type I, alpha 1b-like. The transcript is spliced from 4 exons. NCBI's taxonomy places the organism in Eukaryota, Metazoa, Arthropoda, Malacostraca, Decapoda, Palaemonidae. Bases 1 to 2391 code for a protein of 796 amino acids. The record is from RefSeq and is a predicted model, not a curated record.